AUGAGCUCUAGCAACCAAGGCUCGCGACUCGACGCGGUCGCGUCGGACGCGCGGCGCGCCGCCCUGACCAUGGGUGGGCUCGACGCGGCGGCGCGUGACACGGCGCUCGCUGCCGUCCGAAAGCAGCUCGAGAACCAGCGCGCCGUCAUCGAGGCCGCGAACGCGCUCGACAUCGCGGCGGCCACAAAGGCGCAGCUAGACGCGCCGCUGCUGCGCCGGCUGGAGGUGCGCGGCAAGAAGUUUGACGCGAUGCUUGCGAAGCUCGACGAGGUGCGCGCCGUCGCCGACCCGGUCGGUGCGGUGCAACUCGCGACGCGGCUCGACGACGGCCUCGACCUCUACCGGGUGGCGUGCCCGAUCGGCGUGGUGGCCGUCAUCUUCGAGUCGCGCCCGGACGCGGCGGUCCAGAUCUCGGCGCUCGCGAUCAAGUCGGCGAACGCGCUCAUCCUCAAGGGCGGCAAGGAGGCGGCCCACACCAACGCCGCGAUAGUGUCCGCCAUCCAAGCCGGCCUGGCCGCUGCCGAGGCCGAGUCGGGUCGCUCCGCCGAGGCGGACGGCGGAGGCGCGGUGCCGAGCGCGGCGGUGCAGCUCGUCGCCUCGCGCGACGAGGUCUCUGCGCUGCUCGGGAUGCACGGCAAGGUCGACCUCAUCGUGCCUCGCGGCUCGAACGCUCUCGUGAUCCCGGUCCUCGGCCACGCCGACGGCAUCUGCGCCGCGACUGCGCGGCGCGUCGUGCUCGACGCCAAGACGGACUACCCCGUCGCGUGCAACGCGGCAGAGACGCUGCUGCUGCACGCCUCGCUCCUCUCCUCGCCCACGUCGAGCGAGGCUCUCGCCGCUGCGGGGCUGCCGGCGGGCGGAGUCGUCAGAGCGAGCGAGGCGUCGACUCGGUUCGCCGACGGGCAGCGGUACGGCUUUGGGGCCGAGGUUGGCGUCUCGACCAACCGGAUCCACUCUCGCGGCCCGAUGGGCGUGGAGGGGCUGCUCAUCUACAAGUACCUCCUGCUCGGCGGGGGCCACGGAGGGGCCGCGCUGCGAGCGCCGCUCCUCGCGGCGGCGGCCGCGUGCGGCUUCGCGUGCGGCGUGUUCGUCGCGCGCGCCGCCGCCCGCUGA
Messenger RNA from Emiliania huxleyi CCMP1516, 1113 nucleotides. Its product is annotated as glutamate-5-semialdehyde dehydrogenase. The transcript has 6 exons. Bases 1 to 1113 code for a protein of 370 amino acids. The record is from RefSeq and is a predicted model, not a curated record. Gene Ontology annotation, molecular function: glutamate-5-semialdehyde dehydrogenase (NADP+) activity. NCBI's taxonomy places the organism in Eukaryota, Haptophyta, Isochrysidales, Noelaerhabdaceae.